Molecule: messenger RNA, 4693 nt
Organism: Anopheles maculipalpis
Lineage: Eukaryota; Metazoa; Arthropoda; Insecta; Diptera; Culicidae
Gene: siz
Product: IQ motif and SEC7 domain-containing protein 2
Exons: 6
Coding region: 104-4621 (1505 amino acids)
Biological process (GO): actin cytoskeleton organization; regulation of ARF protein signal transduction
Molecular function (GO): guanyl-nucleotide exchange factor activity; protein binding
Source: RefSeq, a predicted model, not a curated record
CAUACACAAACCCGCAUUGGCGACCCUAGUGGGACCGCCCUAGUGCGGAACAUCCGCUCCGAUCCCUGCCGACCGGAGAACAAGCUACACCACCCCAAAAACCAUGCUCGACUCGGAGCUGUACCCACGCGGCGGGGACACUCAUCACGGGCAGCACGGACAUCAUCAUCAUCACCACCAUCAUCACCAUCAUUAUAAGUCCCCGCAUCACCGCCACUACCACUCACCCUCGCCCCAUCAUCACCAUCAAGGGGCAGAGCGCGAGCGAAAGUCAAGAUCGUCCCCGAGACAUCACCAUCUUCAGCACAGCGAUGGGGAGAAGCUGAAGUAUCAGAACGCGUUCGGUGGUUCGGUGGGCAAUAUUGGUGGAUCGUCUUCGUCGGAGAAAUACCACAAAUUCUUCCCCCAUCAUCUACUGUCGGGUGGUGGUAGUGGUACCGGAGGUAGCGGUGGCUACUUUGAUCUGAGUGACAAACUGGACAGUCUGAAUCUUGGUGGUAGUCGAGGUUCGGAAAAGAGUAGUCUUAUUAGUGGGAGUGGAAGUAGUGCGCUGAGUGGAGGAGGUGAUAGUAACAACAACCAUCAGCACCAUACGUCCGGUUCGGCUAGUAUCCUGAGCGAUACAACCGCGGCUGGUAGUGGUAGCAAUGCGAGUGGAGGAAGCAGUAAAAAGCGCACGAUAGUGCUGGUGGGUGAUGGACGGAGUCGUGUGAGACGAGUUGUAAGGACACAAACUAGGCAUAUCACUGUGGUGAGCUACUCGGGGCGGAAGAAAGAAACGGAAACGCACACCAGCCAUCACGCGACUAUCGUCAGUUUCCCACAAAAAAUCGAUCGCCCAGCGCAGAUCUACUCCACACACCAUCAUCAUCCGAGCAGCGGUGGCAGUGUUGCCAGCAACAAUGGUUUGCUGGCGAGCGGUGGCAGCAGCAGCCUCGGCAGCACCAGCCUGUGCGGCGUUGGGCCCGGCGGUGGAUCGUACGUCUACGUGCACCAGCAGCAGCCACAGCCGAACCACCAGCAGCAAUCAACGCAACACUAUGUGUCACCGCAGCAGCUUACCUACCAUCUGCAUUCGGCAACCGGUGGCACCAACAAUGGGACCGGCAACGGAUACCAUCACCACGGGUCGCAUCAGAACAUCGCUACGCCCACCCUCCACAAGAAGGGCUCCAUCCGCAGCAAUGGCGAUGUGCUCAAGCGAACACGUGUGCAAAAUGCGUAUGAACUGUCGCAGGAUCUGCUGGACAAGCAGAUCGAACUGUUGGAGCGCAAGUACGGUGGAGUGAAGGCACGAAACGCGGCCCUUACGAUUCAGCGCGCCUUCCGCCACUACACGAUGGUGAAGAAGUUCGCCUCGAUCACGGCUAUGGCUAAGGCGGAGAAACGCAUGAGCCGUAGGGUUCAGCAACAGCAGCAGCAGCAGCAGAACGAGAUGGACAUGAUGCAUCACCAUCCACAUCACCUUCAGCCGGCCCUGGAGGAUGGACAGAUUUACGCUACCGAAGAUGGCACUAUGGUUGGCCAACAGCGUGUCUGUGCAACUAUCUCCGCAACGCCACCAGGAACGCUACACCAUCGUGUGACACCGGUCCGCUCGAUGUCGCUGCGGGAACGUCGUCUCGAUUCGAGCCCCAUCCCACGCAGUCAGUCCGGUACCGCAUCACCCGCACCCGUCCCGAUCACCUCUUGGAGCCAAAGCCCCACACAGCUCGUUACGGGUGCUGCCGCCACCCAACAGCAGCAGCAACAACAGCAACAACAGUACUCCCAUCCACAUGUAAAUAUUCUGCACCAGCAGCAGGCUCAGCUGGCCGGGUAUGGUUACACGCCGGCCGUGUCUGUUCCAUCGCACACCGCAGUGAUGCAUCAUCACCAGCAUCAGCAGCAGCAGUACCAAAGCCAGUACGGUUCGCAGGAUUUGAAUGUGAGCGGUGCCAGCUCGAGCUCGCAGCUCGAUUCUACCGUCUCGUCCAUGAAUCUGUCCUGGAACUCACAAACGGCCAGCACACACCAAAGUCCCUACACGCCACACUACACCGCCGCCCAGAUCUACAUGCGUCCGCGUGGUAUCGGUAUCGGUAGCUCGGGUGGUAGCAGUGGCAGUACGUCGAGUGCUAGCGGCCGGAAGGUACCUCCGGAGGUACCGAAGCGUACCAGCAGUAUCACGGGCCCUGGAGGACAGCACACACCGAGUCGUUCACUGCGUCCGAAUGGGCUGUGCAAGACGGCCGAGAAUGGUAGUCUCAGCUCGGUGCAGUCCUCUGGCAGUGAUUCGUCCGCUUCGGCUGAACGAGGUCUAGCGGGGGUUGGUAUCGAGCUGAUGGGUUCAUCCGAUCGAUCCAGCUCUCCGCAAUGGAAGCGAAAAGGCCCAGGCAGUAGCCAGAGCGGUAGCAUAACUCUUCUUCCAGCUCAAUCACCCGAUCACAUGCUGAUGAGUGCGAGUGCUGGAGAUGCCGGUACCGGUGCCGCAGGACGUUCGAUUCAUUCCACAGUUGCGACUGCCACCGCCACAGCAACAGCUGCCAGUGGUGGUGCUGUUGGUGGUGGUGCUGGAAGUGCCAACGUUACGAUCGCCAGCAUCGAAAGUGAAUGUCUCAGCUCACACACGAGUGCCGCCCAAUAUUCGAUGGAACAGCACGAUCAGAUCGUACACACGCCCACCUCCUACAAGGUGUCGGAAACGAUUCGCAAACGUCAGUACCGUGUGGGACUGAAUCUGUUCAACAAAAAACCCGAACGUGGCAUCACGUACCUCAUCCGGAAAGGAUUCCUCGAGAAUACCCCGCAAGGUGUGGCACGAUUCUUGAUCUCCCGCAAAGGACUCUCCCGGCAGAUGAUUGGCGAGUAUUUGGGCAAUCUGCAGAACCCAUUCAAUAUGGCUGUGCUGGAUUGUUUUGCCGGUGAGCUAGAUCUGUCCGGUAUGCAGGUCGAUGUGGCGUUGCGCAAAUUCCAGGGCUACUUCCGUAUGCCGGGCGAGGCUCAAAAGAUCGAACGGCUGAUGGAGGUAUUCUCGGCCCGGUACUGUCAGUGUAAUAGCGAUAUUGUUGCUCGGCUCCGUUCACACGAUACAGUGUUUGUGUUGGCGUUCGCCAUCAUUAUGCUCAAUACGGAUCUGCACACACCGAACCUGAAGCCGGAGCGUCGGAUGCGGUGUGAUGAUUUUGUGAAGAAUCUGCGCGGCAUCGACGACUGUCACGAUAUCGAUCGAGACAUGCUGAACGGGAUCUAUGAGCGGGUAAAGGCGAACGAGUUUAAGCCCGGGUCGGAUCAUGUCACGCAGGUGAUGAAGGUGCAGGCGACGAUCGUGGGCAAAAAGCCGAAUCUGGCGUUACCGCACCGUCGGUUGGUUUGCUACUGCCGGCUGUACGAGAUACCGGACAUAAACAAAAAGGAGCGACCGGGUGUACAUCAGCGGGAGGUGUUUUUGUUCAACGAUCUGCUGGUGAUUACGAAGAUCUUUAGCAAGAAAAAGUCCUCCGUUACGUACACGUUCCGGAAUAGUUAUACGCUGUGCGGGAUGGUCGUGACGCUGCUGGAUGUUCCAAACUACCAAUUCUGCAUCCGGCUCUCCCAGAAGGUUGAUGGCAAAGUGCUGGUCACGUUCAACGCACGCAACGAGCACGAUCGGUGCAAGUUUGCAGAGGAUUUGCGCGAAUCGAUCAGCGAGAUGGACGAGAUGGAAACGCUUCGUAUCGAGGCGGAACUGGAGCGCCAAAAGUCGGCCCGCGGUACGCGCACCACCAACAGCGAAAAUCGGGACAGUGGUGUGGCCGAUGUGGAGGUCUGUGCCGGUCCGUAUCCGGCCGGUGUCGGUGGGCUCGUGCCGGGUAGUGUCGGUGGCGGUGUAUCACCGAACGAGUGUGGUCUCGCGCACAGUGAUGCACAGCUGAAGCGUAGUGCCCUCAGCAAUUCGCUGCUCGAUAUGCACGAACAAUUUGGCAAUGAAAAGCCGCAACGGCGCGGCAGCGUCGGCUCAUUAGAUAGUGGUAUGUCGAUAUCAUUUCAAUCCACCUCCGCAAGCACUGGCUCACGUAGCGAUAUCAAAGUACGAAUGCUGCCUCACAGCAACACCUCCGGUCAGAUAAUCAUGCAUGCCGGUCAGCAUCCCGCUGCCCUAAUGGGUGCCAUCUAUCAUCAGCAAAUUCAUCACCAUCAACAGCAAACGCAGCAGGCUAUGGCAGCGGGUACCGCACAUCAUCAUCCGGUGGUCGGCAGCAGCAACAGCACCACCGGCGGUGUGAUCGUUUCGGUGGGUCCACCGGGAUCCUCCCAACAUCCGCAUCCGCAUCAUCAUCACCCUGGUGGGCAACCUACAGCGGCAGCAGUCUCCAGCCAGCAGCCAGCGUUGAACAGCAACGGUAUGGUGAUGAUGGUCGGUACGAGCACCACCACUAUCAACCCGAACUCCAGCACCAACAGCAGCAGCAGUGGAGCUAUACAUCGACGCGAGCGGAAACCCUCCCGUACCGAAGAUGCCGCUACGGUAGCAGCACUGGCCCUGGCAGCCAGUGCGGGAGCCUCUAGCGCUAUGAACGCCUCCAGCAGCAGCGCCGGACCCAACAACAACCAGGCACAGCCGGGAGCAGGAGGGAACUAUGGUCGCUCAACGGAGGUAUAAAAAAGCAGCAGCAUCAGCUAAGGAAAGAAGACGAUCCUCAUCUCACAAUACAAUCACACACGGCAAGGAUCA